Molecule: messenger RNA, 2215 nt
Organism: Tripterygium wilfordii
Lineage: Eukaryota; Viridiplantae; Streptophyta; Magnoliopsida; Celastrales; Celastraceae
Product: putative F-box/LRR-repeat protein At3g58880
Exons: 3
Coding region: 68-1732 (554 amino acids)
Molecular function (GO): protein binding
Source: RefSeq, a predicted model, not a curated record
GCGGCCACUUGAAUUCCCUUACUUUUGCUUCUAUUUGUUUUUUCUCCUGUUUGUUUUGGAACUAACCAUGGAUGAUUCCUGUGCCAAAUUCGAGGCCGCCAUAGACGAUUCUGGCAAUACUGAGACGAAAGCUUGCGAUCAAACUUCAGUAUUGCCGGAUAAAGUCAUCCAUCACAUAAUGUCUCUGCUUCAUCCAAAGGAUUUUAUUAAUACCUGCUCGUUAUCCAAGCGCUGGAAUCGUUUAUGGUGUUCAGUCCCUGUGCUCCAGUUUCGUCAAUCCAACUGGCCACAUGAUCGUACACUAAAGUCUGAAGAAAUCGGAGAAGCACAACAACAACGGUUCGUAAAUUUUGUGGAUCGUUCAAUUCAAAAGUUUAUUGAUAUGAGAAAGCAUCAUCAGAGUAUUCAAAAAUUUGAUCUCCAAAUUCUUCGCAUGGAUACUGAGUCUGUUUCUCAUAUUGAUCGUUGGCUAAAAUUCGCCACGCAAAAUCAUGUCCAAAACCUAUAUUUAUCCAUGCCUAGGGGAUCUGAUGAGAACAUGGAAUUCUACAAUUUGCCAGUUGAGACAGUUUUUGCAUCUCAAUCGCUCCAGAGUGUGCUGCUCUCCGGUUGCGAAUUGAAUCUUGAACAUGUUAAGAGUUCCAUCCAUUGUCCUUCUUUAAGGAAAUUGGCUCUCCUUCAUGUAUACUUAGACAACAACACAAUCCGGAAUCUCUUCCGCUGCUGCCCAUCGAUUACUACUUUUCGUCUAUCUAAUGCUUGGGGAUUGAAGAAGUUACAUAUCUCGCGCAUCCCAAGUGUUGAGACUGUUGAGGUACAUUCGAAUACGGGUGACCUUGAGGAGGUUUACAUAGAUGAUGCUCCGAUGCUUCGAAGUAUUGAGUUGUGGUACAGAAGGGAUCUUCGAAGUAUUAAGUUGUGGGAACGAAGGGAUCGUACAUUCACAUACAACUUUCAUAGGUGUUCAGCUUUGACAAGUUUGAGCUUCAAUUAUUGCUUUUUAACAAACAAACACUUACAAGACGUUCUUUCUGGGAUUCCCAGUCUCGAGAGCUUAUAUAUUCGAAAUUGUAUGCUGGAUAGGACUAUUGAAAUUUCAGGCCGGAAGCUGAAGGCCUUGACUCUAAUCUACUCAGAUGUUUCAGAAGUUAAAAUUGAUAAUAGUUAUAACGGUUGCUUUUCAUUUAGCUUCGAAGGACGAGUAGAAGCGAUCCCUCAUCUUCAUCUGAAGAGUUGGAGUUGUCAUUGCCAAAUUAAUUUACAUAAUGCUUGCAAUGAUGUUAUCAAUGCAAACUGGUUCCUUGUAUUGAGGCAAAAACUCGUCUUCCUGAACUGUAAAAAGUCCAUACGUAUCAACCUUCAUGAGUAUAUCAAAAUAUCCGAUCUCAAGCAGCAAUUCAAAGAAAUUACAUUGCCCUCAUCAUUUGAAGUCGAGGAUUUGACCAUUUACACCGAUACGUCUUCCUUGGACUUUACAGCACUCCUAGAUCGCUUUCUUCAAUUAUGUCAUCCAAGUACCAUAUCCAUUCAAUCAAAUCAUAUUGCUAUACGCGAACGUAUACAGUCCCUUCUUGAGAAGUUGUGGAUGGACAAAGAUAUUGAAUCAUGCUGCGUAUCCAACAACAUCAAGUGCUGGCGUCAUUGCUUGGAAUACAUCGUUUUUGAGAGCAACAAAGUGAAAGAAGGCAUGGAAGUUUCUACCUUUAGAUUAGCUUGGAAGUUGGACAAUUAAACUCCUUGUUUUUUUAGUUUGAUUCGUCUUUUCAGUUAAUUCUUGUUUCUCAAUAGACUAGGCUUUAAGAUAUGUUAGACACAUAGUUUAAUUCUUGUUUCUCAAUUAAACUCCUUGUUUUUUCAGUUUGAUUCGUUUUUUAGUAAAUUUUUUUGAUGAUGCUAUUAUAAAUGGAAAAAUAUUACUAGCUGUUUGACAUUUUAAACCCCUAUAUAUAUAUAUAUAUAGAGAGAGAGAGAGAGAGAGAAUGCUUGGAGGGAGAACAUUAGUCAAACUUACAUCCCACACAUAUAAACCAAACAAAAACAAAAAAGGAAAACAAGUAGGUGAACACUCUAGCCUCCAAUAGAAAGCCAAAAAAAUCCAAAAUAAAAGGGAAAAAAGAGAGAACAAAUACAAAAAACACACCCUGAAAAACAGAAGGCCAAAAGAUUUCCAUACGAGUAAUAAAUUAGCCCAUAAAAAGGACUCACUUAUUCUCUC